This is a messenger RNA of Pectinophora gossypiella (pink bollworm), 1682 nucleotides long. RefSeq names its product serine/arginine repetitive matrix protein 2-like. The coding region runs from base 1 to 1617 and encodes 538 amino acids. The record is from RefSeq and is a predicted model, not a curated record. The transcript is spliced from 7 exons. Lineage: Eukaryota; Metazoa; Arthropoda; Insecta; Lepidoptera; Gelechiidae.
AUGCUGCAUAGGACUUCUUCAUCGCAGAGGCGCCGCAGAGCGUCUAGAAGUGCCGCUACGUCUCCCCAGGCGCGGUCACCACGCGCUUCAGCACAGACUUCGAGAAGGGCAUCCCUAGCAACAACAGAGACUGAUGAUGAAUGUGAUCCCAUGCCACCACCACAGAGAAGCCCCCGGGCAAGCCUCGCCCCAGACGCCGCCUUAGACAUGUACCACCGCAGCCCGCGACACUCCCUCACCCCAGAAGCCAGAUCAGCACGAAAUUCCAUCACCCCAGAUGCCGCUUCUAACAUAAGAAACAAUCUUACCCCAUCUAGAAAUAACUUAGCUGUCGAAAUGUCAUACGGGUCUAGAUUAAGUUUAAAUCCCCAAGACUUCAACAGGAGUCCAAGAAACAGUAUAACACCAGACGCGACGGCCAGAACUCCUAGAAGAAGUUUGGUUCCUGAAGGUACGUCGUGGAACCAGCCAAGAAAUUCGUUAGUUCCUGACGUGGGACGUAGUCCGAGACAUUCUGUGGCAAGUAUACAAAUAGACCCUGCUAGAAGUCAGAAGGAAUUGGGACCCAGUCCGAGAACAAGUCCAAGGGGAAGCAUAGCGGCAGAUACGCCUAUGAAAAUGAAGGAGGGGCCAGAAGUUAGUCGAAGUCCGAGGGGAUCUUUAGUGCCUGAUUCUCAGAGGAGUCCUAGAGGAAGCAUUGCGCCUUCGGAGAGGAGUGCUCGAGGCAGCUUAGUGGCGAUGGAGGGAGACGCUUCGAGGGUCAGUCCCAGAGGCAGUUUGACGUUAACUUUCCAAGAACCAUUGGUGUCAAAAGAAAGGAGGGCGAGCGAAGACAGCCAAGCAGCAACCCGAGGUCGGAGCGUGUCUCCUUACCGAGCAUCGUUGGGGGGUCGCCAGAGCGGCACCGGAGCCCUGUCAGACACGGGGUCUAGAAGAGCGUCCAGUUCUGUAAGUCAGGUAUCAGGUGACGAACAGCGUCGUCUUUGUGGUGAGCAAGCGAAGUACAAAGAGCGGGCUGGCAUGGGGCUCGGCGUAGGCCUGACGACCUACGGUUCAGUAGCUUACCAGCUGAAAGACGCGAACAUGGAAGCUUCAGGGACAGUAGACUUCAUUUGUCGGGCUGCGAGGAUUAUGAACAGGACCAUUCUAAUGACUGUUUUCCUCGCAAUCCUGUCUACGUUGCCAGUCAUCAUGCUGAUUAUGGGUGUCCAGUACAUCCGCGAUUGCCCAGCUGAGCCCCGUAUCCCGGUGUACAUGGUGGUGGGAGGCGCGGCCGGCGGCGCUGGUAUCUGCUGGCUGCUGUGGGCGCAGCUCGCCAGCCGCAGUGUCAACAGCUCUGCCAGCGUGCCUGAGCGCGUGCUCGCCUAUACGCUCGCCGUCUUCCUCAUGGGAUGGUUUGGUUUCGGCAACCUGUGGACUCUGGGCAUCAUGUGGCCGGACUACGCUCCAACAUUGUUCGAACCCAACCAGUGGUGUCACCGCACGUUAUAUGUAUUCGCGCUGACGCAACUGGGUGUGGUGUGGGGGCUCGUGGCGUUGACGCUGCUGCUGCUGCUGGCGCUGGUGGUCUGCCAGGUGUUCGGCUGCGGCUGGCUCGGGCCGCCUCGGUACAAGUAGCAACGGCGAAGCGUCGUGCUCGAGCUAUGGCACAGGAACAUCAACAACACCAUGGACGUCGCCGG